Messenger RNA from Rhizoctonia solani, 168 nucleotides. RefSeq lists its product as uncharacterized. Lineage: Eukaryota; Fungi; Basidiomycota; Agaricomycetes; Cantharellales; Ceratobasidiaceae. The transcript is spliced from 2 exons. The record is from RefSeq and is a predicted model, not a curated record. Bases 1 to 168 code for a protein of 55 amino acids.
AUGCUUACGUCACGCCCCGCACUUGAACACCACAGACCCCCUGUCGCCUUGAGCUAUCGAUGCCAACUACCUAUCCAAGCAUACCAGAUCACCCUUGUUGAGUCGGUCAAGUUUGCGGAUAAGCUUGCCAAGGCCAAACCAUUGGCUACAAUGCUUGUCACCCGUUAG